Molecule: messenger RNA, 1153 nt
Organism: Closterium sp. NIES-67
Lineage: Eukaryota; Viridiplantae; Streptophyta; Zygnematophyceae; Desmidiales; Closteriaceae
Source: the annotation of a GenBank genome assembly
UGCCAGGAGAUAGUCCCGAUAGGUUCUAGUCGGUAGAUGUAGCCCGUUCUCGAUCGUCGAUUUUCCUUGUCUCCCGCGUGGUCGGCGUCGACGUAUCCGAGUAGUUGUACGAAUGAUGCCGUUACUUUACUCUAGGUAAGCCCGGUCGUCGGUGUGGAGACAAAGUAGAGUAGUGCCCGAUUAAGUUCCUCGAGAUCUUCUUGUUCCGGCUGCUUCAGAUGCGUCGCCAGUUGGCUCGCGCUGUAAGAUAGAUCGGGUCGGCAGGUUACUGCUGCGAAUAGUAGGCAGCCGAGCUUCUGCUGAUACUCCUGGAUUUGCUUCGCGGGGAGUUUUGCGGAGGUGUUGCUGUUGUUCCCGUAGCGGUAGGGAGUCGGGACCGUAGUCGGCGUUAGACCGAAUUUCUUCGCAACAGUGCCUGCGUAUUUUCCAGCGUGUAGGUAGAACGCCGAGUUGUCUUCGAUGACAUUCAGUCCCAGGUAUUGGGUCACUGAGUCGGACACUGUGAGUGCCAAGUCCCUUUUCAGCUCCCCUUCGAACCAGGUGGCGAUGUCGGUGGUGGAACCGAUGUAGAGCAGGUCGUCGACGUAAACGAUGAGUACGAUAUACUCUCUUCCCUUCUGCAGUCGGUACAUGCCUUGGUCAUGCGGCAGCUGUAGGAAUCCGAUUUUUACGAGGCCACCGUGAAGAUGCUGCUGCCAGAGCCGCGGGGCUUGCUUGAUCCCGUAAAGGGAUUUUAUCAGCUGGCAUACUUUUGUAGGGUCGUCGAUGAAUCCGUGGGGCUGCUCGACGAAGAUCUCGGCGUCCACAGAGCCUGCGACAGAGUCGAGGGCUCGCGCGGAGAUGGCGGCGGCGGGUGCUGGACGGAGACCCAUAGGCCGAGGAUCUGCAGUCCCGUGGGUGUGUGUCGAGGGGAAUUUUCAUUCCCGGAAUAAGCUGCUUCGUCACCAUCUUCUGGAUCAGCAGGUGCGGUGAUGCGUUGUUGGGAAGCGAUGACGAGGACAACAGAUUGUGCAGGUGGACUGCAUGUGUCACAGGAUCGAAUGUGUCGAGGAAAGGUUGCACUAUCGAUCAGUACAAGGCGCUUUUAUACUUCCUAAGUACAUCAGGUAACCAGGUUUAUCUUAUCCUAAGGGAAUAGACCCUUCUAGAAGAU